Messenger RNA from Condylura cristata (star-nosed mole), 975 nucleotides. It is a transcript of the gene RPP25L, whose product is annotated as ribonuclease P/MRP 25kDa subunit-like. Gene Ontology annotation, cellular component: ribonuclease MRP complex. Gene Ontology annotation, biological process: tRNA 5'-leader removal. The coding region runs from base 192 to 683 and encodes 163 amino acids. NCBI's taxonomy places the organism in Eukaryota, Metazoa, Chordata, Mammalia, Eulipotyphla, Talpidae. The transcript has 2 exons. The record is from RefSeq and is a predicted model, not a curated record. Gene Ontology annotation, molecular function: RNA binding.
UCCAGAUCGAGCUUGAGGCGUGCGCGGCCGCGGCGGUGAGAGCCAGUGGGGUACGCCAGCCUGUUGUGGGAGGCGAAAGGAGGUCGCUCCUUGGCCUCUCAGGCCAGCGGGUGCCCGAAGGCGACCUGGGUAGAAGGGGAUCGGCCCUGGGAAUCUUGGGUGGGCAUCAGAAUUCUGACGGCAGCAAGCAGAUGGAGCACUACCGGAAAGCUGGCUCUGUGGAGCUUCCAGCACCUUCCCCGAUGCCCCAGCUACCUCCCGAUACCCUGGAGAUGCGAGUCCGAGAUGGCAGCAAAAUCCGAAACCUGUUGGGUCUGGCACUGGGUCGGUUGGAGGGAGGCAGUGCAAGGCACGUGGUGUUUUCAGGAUCAGGCCGGGCAGCGGGGAAGGCUGUCAGCUGUGCUGAAAUUGUCAAGCGCAGGGUACCAGGCCUGCACCAACUCACCAAGCUGCGCUUCCUGCAGACAGAGGACAGUUGGGUCCCAAACUCACCAGACACGGGCCUAGAUCCCCUCACAGUCCGCCGCCAUGUGCCAGCGGUGUGGGUACUGCUCAGUAGGGACCCCCUGGACCCCAAUGAAUGUGGCUACCAGCCCCCCGGUGCUCCCCCUGGCCUGGGCCCCACACCCACCUCCAGCUCUGGCGCCCGGCCCCGAAGACGGGCUCGAGAUACCCGGUCCUGAGCACCUGAUGAUCCUGACCUCCAGGCCUGAAUGUCUAAGAUGACUGUGUCUUCUCCAAGAAGCCUCUGUAACUGCUCACCAUCCCCAGUCAGAUCAAGUCCAUAGAAGUGGGCCUACCUGCUUCCUUCUGGCAUGUGGAAACGACUGCUAAGACGAGAGACAGGUGUGGAGUGUCUGCUGGGUUCUGGAUUACUUAAGAAGGGUUUACGUUGCCUUCAACCUAUAGUGCCUCUGAUCUGCCUUUUGACAGAGGUCCAGGGAGUGGGCUAGGAAAUAAAGGUUCUGCCUGUUG